Messenger RNA from Herpailurus yagouaroundi (jaguarundi), 1292 nucleotides. It is a transcript of the gene LCN6, whose product is annotated as lipocalin 6. The transcript has 8 exons. The coding region runs from base 477 to 1292 and encodes 271 amino acids. Gene Ontology annotation, molecular function: small molecule binding. NCBI's taxonomy places the organism in Eukaryota, Metazoa, Chordata, Mammalia, Carnivora, Felidae. The record is from RefSeq and is a predicted model, not a curated record.
AGUGCAGCUUCUAGAAGAACUGUUUGUGCCUUCCUUCCCUUGGUCUUGACUUUGGCCUGCUGCCAGCCACGGUUAAAGACCAGGGUCUCUGGCCUUCCCAGACUGAGCAAGGGAGAGCGUUGAAUCCCCAGUGGUGUCAGUGGUUUGACCGGGGUUAGGAUGCCCAUUCUGGAACCGCCCAACAGAAGGAAGCAGACAGAAGCAGGGGUCGGCACGGCAGUGUUGACGCUCCCCGGGGCCCAAUCCCCCUUCUCCAGCGCAUCGGGGCAGGGCACAGGGGCCACCACUGAAUAAUAAUGCCACCCCCUCGGGAAAUGUCACCACCUUGCAAGGAGACAGGCCAGCGUGGUGUCUCGGUGGUCAGUGGCCGCCCACAGUGACCCACGCAGAGACGUUUGAACGGGUUUACGCUGGCCGGAGGGACUGCGCAGCCCCGGGCCCCACGGCAGGUGUGCCGGUGCACAGACUUCCAGAAGAUGGGGAGCGUCCUGCUCACUGCUCUUCUGACAUCGGUCUCAGUGCCUUGCGCCCAGGCUGUGUGGCUGGGAAGGCUGGACCCGAGGCAGCUUCUGGGGUCCUGGUACGUUCUUGCCGUGGCCUCCGGUGAGAAGGGCUUUGCGGUGGAGAAGGCCACGAAGAACAUCGAGGGUGUCGUGGUGACCCUUACUGCAGAAAACAGUCUGAAGAUGCUGUCCUCCAGGCACAGGCUGGAGAGGUGUGACGUGGGCACAGUGUUGCUGCGGAGACAGAACUCUGGAUGGGUGUUUGAGAACCCCUCCCUGGGCGUGUUAGACUACCGGGUACUGGGCACCAACUUCAGGGACUACGCCAUCGUCUUCACCCAGCUGGAGUUCAAGGACGAGGCCUUCAGCACCGUGGAGCUCUACAGCCGCACGGAGCUGGCCAGCCAGGAGGCUGUGCGCCUCCUCACCAGGUGGUGGUGGUUAGUUCUUCAAGGAGUCACCUGCUCCCUGGCCCAAGUCAGGCCGGCAGGGGAGGCCUCGUCUCGGUCACCUGUGCGCACAAGGCCUUCCAGAGGGAGGCUGAAGAUGGGACCGGGGAGGCUGGUGUCCACGCUGGUCCUGGCACUUGUGCUGGCCAUGGGGUCCCGGCCACAGGAACAGCUGCCCAGGGAGGCCCACAGCCUCAACUGGAACAAGCUUCUCUCCCGCCCGGUGAAGGGGGUGGAGGGUUUCCACGUGCUGUCCACCGACUACAGCUACGUCGUGGUCCACCUGCGCCUGGGCCCCGCCGGCCGGACCGCCAAGAUGCUACUGUUCUUAAGGGAGUGA